AUGUUUGAAGCAUUGGUUCACCGGGUGGUGGUCGGAUAUCUUGGCCGUUUUUGCAAAAACUUACAGAAAGACCAACUGAAGCUUAGUCUCUGGAAUGAAGAAGUGUUGUUGGAGAAUGUAGAACUUAUUCCUGAAGCGUUUGACUAUCUUCGGCUGCCAUUGGCUUUAAAAUACGGUCGGGUUGGCAGGUUAAGCAUCAAAGUAUCAUGGAAAAAGCUGGGACUGGGCCAACCAAUUAUCAUUGCUUUGGAAGAUGUGUUCAUUUGUGCAUCUCAGCGGGAUGAACAAGAGUGGUGUUUGGAGGAGGUUGAGAAAAGAGAGUAUGCUGGCAAAAGGGCUCAGCUUGUUAAAGCAGAACUUGCAAAAUUAUCAAGCCGAGUUGAUAAUCAAGCAGGACAAUCAUUCAUUUCAUACAUUACUGCGAAGGUCCUUGACAGCAUCCAAUUGUCAAUUAGAGAUUUCCAUAUCCAAUAUAGAGAAAACUUGUUUGACUCAGCACAGGUUCUUUCAGGUAUAAAGUUCUCCAGCUUGACGAUAAGGCAAAGUCCUGUUGGACCCCGUAGUACUAAAGUCAUUGGUGGACAAGUAAGCAAAACUGUAGAUGUUGAAGGAUUGGAAAUCUAUUGUCACACCAUUGAAGCGAGAAAUUCAACAAGUUCAUCUGGUGCUAUAGAAGCUGAGUGCUGCAGCAGUCCAAGGUGGGAAGGCAAAGAGUUUGACCGUCUGUUACAGCCGUUAGAUGUAUCAGUCUCUAUUGUGAUCAACAAAGAGGGAAAGCUAGAUGGUAAUUUGCCACAGUUCUCAAUCAGAGCUGAGUUGAGUGGCCUGGUUUUGUCUUUAAACGAGGUUCAGUUGCAACAAAUACUGAUGUUGAUGGACUACCUGAGCACAAGCCAUCUAAGAGAAAAGUACGGACGUUACCGUCCUCGGGGUUAUUCUUUAUCACGAAAGCAGGAGGGUUGGCAGAAGUCAUGGUGGGAUUAUGCACAACAGUCUAUUUUGUCAGAUGUUCGUAAGAAAUUAAGGAAGACAUCUUGGAAAUACUUAGGAGAGCGCUUGAGUUCUCGCCGCAAGUAUAUUACACUCUACAAGAAAAAGCUGGACUUUCUCCAGAAUGAGCAGCCAAUUGAUGAAGAUAUUCUCCGGGAACUAGAAGAAAUAGAGAAAGAGUCAGAUGUUGAUGACAUACUACGUUACAGGUCUGCUGCUGAAACUGAGCUUCAGGAAAUUUCAUUGAACUCGUCCUUUCCAAAUAAGGAAGUUACAGGCGUUGGUAACUCUGCUGACAAACCACAAAAUGAUGGGCGUUCAUUAGGUCGGUCACGGGGAUGGUUAAAUUGGCUGUCUCGUGGCAUGCUUGGUGCUGGAGGAACUGAUGAUUCUAGUCAGUUCUCAGGAGUAAUCUCCGAAGAAGUUGUGAAGGACAUUUAUGAAGCUACAAAAUUUCAUCCAUCAGUUAUAUCUGGGAGUGCUGAUGAAAAUGGAAAACUCCUUACUUGUGCAAUCACUUUCAGUAUAGCCCGGAUAACUGCAACUCUACAUAGCCAGAAGUCCAGCCAGGGAAUUGGUGACUUGAUUUUAAAAGAUGUCUUAGUUGAGUGCGAACUCGGCCAAGACUUGGCUACAGUUGGGUGCUUUGCUGAGAUGACAGAGAUUGUUUAUCCAUGUAGCGGGAAAGUCGUUUUACGGACAGGAGGGUUCCUUGUUGAAAACAAUGUAGAGUUAGUUGAGCGAGCCUCCUGUACGGUCCAAGUUGAUGUUUCCAAGGAACAAGAGCUUGAUUUGUCGGUCAUGCUUAAAACACUUGAAGUCACUUUAGAUAUCGACUUCUUUGCAAAUAUUAUGGAGUUUUUUUCGAUAUCCAGAUCCUGCAAGUUUCAGCCUGAAAGAGUAUUGCUGUCACUGAAUGGGAUUCAGGAUCUGAAGACACGUUUAUCAUGGAAGGCUGUAUCCAUUUUAUCAAGCCGUAAAAAGCUAAGAUGGGAUGUCAGUGCCAAAAAUGUUGUUGUCAGUAUUCCUCACAGGAAACCUGUUGCGGAACAACGUGACUUGGUACUAACGGCAGAAACUUUGCUAUGUGCAUCGAAGCUUGAUCUAGAUGGUUCUGGUGUUCAACAGCAAUCUAACAUCCUGAAAGAAUUAUUUGGUUCUACUGAUGAGUCAUUUGAAGGCAUAAAUAUUCAAGACCUUUAUAAUCACUAUGACAUCAGUGUAACUGAUAUGGAGGUUAAGCUGUUGGCAUCUGAACAUGCUCCAUCAGUCACUAUCUUGAAGAAAUGUCGGCCUUCAAUCACCUUAGCGUCUUGCAUAGUUUCUGAUGAAUCCAUAUUGAAACAGUUGGAGGUCUCCAUAAUCUUAUCUUCAGUUGCAGCAAAUUUUUCUCCGUCAAUAUAUGGAUCUGUUAUGGCCCUGUUUGCCCAUGUUGAUUCUCUCCUUUCAAAUUCCGGAUCUCUUAGUUUGACUAAUCUCAAUGCACCAAGUGUUGCUUCAAGUCGACCAUGGGCUUCUUAUUUUGGCUUUACUUUGGCAGUGAGUUUGGAGUCAGGCAUCUUUUUUACUGACUUUGAGAAUGAAGGAGACAAUAGCCCUCAACUGUCUCUCUCUCUUCAGGGACUAUAUGUGGGGUAUUCUCAUAUGGAAUUUGACGAGUGCCAGGUAUCUCUAAAAGAAUUGAAGUUGGAUACCAUACCCUUGAUUGGUGAACAGGAAAGCCAUAUCCUCUGCUCUUCUAGAAAUCAGUUCGGCUCUUCUUCUAAAGCUCAAAAGAACUUUCAUAUCGGAAACAUCAACCAAAGACAAGGGGAAAAUGUUAAUGGUGGGUCUGUUGAAGAGUGCUUUCUUAUGCGCUAUGAAGCUUGCCAAAGUGCAGGUUAUACUGUCCAUUGGUGCAAGUUUUACUUGACUGAUAUUGAUCUUCAUUGUCAUCCAUAUAUAAUAGGGUUACUGCAAGGUUUGUUUAGAAGGAUAUCUGCUGGUGAUGCGUCUUCUGCUUCGGAUAACUUACGCACACCUGUUCAUGAUGAUUAUCAGCCAAAAAAGGGUGGUUUUGGAUUUCAAAGUUUUGGCUUCUCUAAUUUUUAUGAAUCUAGCUCAUCUGAUGCUAAUAUUCCGUUGGAUUUCUAUCCAUUUGUGACAAUAUCAAAUAAUGGACUUCUUGGUAGCCCUGAGAGUUCACUUAGGUGUCCCUGUUCCGAAUGGCGGAAAUUAUUUAACUUAAGGAACGAGACGACAAGAACUAAGAAAUUCAACAUCAAUAAUGGAUUUGGCUUGAUUAAUGCAGCUGGGGAUAGUCCUUCUCCUGGUGUUUUCUUUCGUAAACCUGCAUUUCAAAUGGACAUUUAUCUUCAUGGAAUAAGAGUCUAUUUCCAUGAUUCUGCUUCCGUUGUGGGAGAUCUGCUAAUUCCGACGGCUGUGUCAUCAAUGUUGGUUCAUGAAGACAGUAUGGACUUGCUGUGUUCUACAGAAGGAUUGAUUCUUGCGUCGUCAUGGUGGAAUCACAGUGUUCAUGAGUUCCUCUGGGGUCCCACAUUGCCAAAUAUGGCUCCUAUACUAAAUGUUCGUGUUAGGAAGGGGCUUGCUAGAUCAUUAAAUUCAGAAAUUGAAGUUAGCAUUGGUGUUCAGCACACAAACUGUGUUCUACCACCCAAGUAUUUAGCCAUAUUAAUUGGGUACUUCUCAUUGCCCGAUUGGGAUGAGACGCCUGUCACCCGGAGUCCUGCGAAAAAUGGAAGUUCUGCGGCUAAUGUAAAUCCCAUUGUUUACAAGUUUGAAGUACUUGAUUCUACAUUAUUGUUACCAGUGGAGCAGCAUUGCGGACAAUUCCUGAAGAUGGAAAUUGGAGAGCUGUAUUGUAGUUUCAUACAUAAGUGUGCUUUGGUAGAUGAACUGAAAGAUGUUUAUCCUACCUAUGUUCUGGCUGCUCAUAAUAUUCCUACCAGGAAUCAUUUCUUGGGCAUAUUUGGAAGGGAUCUAUUCUUAUCACUCCUAGAAUUCAGGGAUGAAGAUGACUCUUCUGUUUUUGGUCAAGAGACGAGAUGCAAGAGUAUUUGCUUACUUUCCUCACUUAAUGCUGAUAUUUGGGUCCGGAUUCCUUACGAAAGUGAAUCGGAGUGCAAUUCUACAUCCAUCAUGGCGGGGAUCAGUGACUGCCAACUUAUUCUUGAUGGUUGCUCUGCUUUGAAUGAGUUCAACGCGUUGAUGGUUGUCAUAGACCAAUUUUCUUCUGUUAGCAUGCUGUCUAAGAGUUUCACAUCUGUUCCACAUUUCCUUCAGCUAAGAACUGGUUUUUGUCUCAAGGAAAUUGGUGAACCGUCCUUCACUGGCUCAAGCAGUUCAUUUAUGGAAUUCCAGUUUUUAGUUGAGUCAUUGACAAUUAAAUUAUUUGGCUCACAACCAAAUAUGAGUUUAUCAGAACAAGUGGCUAAAGCUGACAUGCAAUUUGCAUGUUCGGCGUCUUUAGUCGAUGAUGUGCUUAUCGGCAUGGACUUUAGUUUGACUUCUCUACUAUUAACUUCAUCGCUUAAUCCAGUCAUGUUAGCGCAGUGCAUCAAGACAUCCUCAACUUCUGCUUUUCAAGUUUCUUUAUCGAAAGAAGUUGGUGGUGACAGUCAGCUUGAUAUCUCGCUUCCAUCUCUUGAUAUUUGGCUGCAAAUUUCUUGUUGGUUUAGGGUCAUUGAUAUCUGUAGUUCUUGUGCUGAACGAGUUUCUGGAGCUGAAUCUGCAAAGGGUUCUUUGGACACUGCACAGGGAAAUGCUGUUGGCGGGAAUGGGAAAAUGGAAUCUGCAACAUCUCAGACGCAUGAUUGCGUGAAUAUUCAAUCUUUGACUGCGUCGCAGUCUGCAAAGCAGAAUUCUGCUGCCCUAUUUGUAAAAUCAGAAAACAUUGGCUUGAAUAUCUACUUUCCAGUGGAUCAAUUAGAAGGAAAGACUGACGCAGAAGGCCCGAGUCCACCUUGUGCUUCAUCUGAAACUGAAGGGAACCAUUGUGACUAUGUUGUAGUUACAGCAGUAAGUCGUCGUUGUGAACUGCGCAAGGUUGGUUCACUGAUAAAAGUGAAGUCUGUUUUCGAAAGAGUCACUGGCAAGGUGGGGAUGUCUCAGGGAAAGAACAUUAUCACCUGGCCUUUGUUCCAAAUAUCCCAGGCCACUGUGGAUGCAGACAUUGGGGAGGGUCAAAUGGAACUUAUCACGGUCAAUUUGGGAGUCGAUUGUCACCGUUUGGAUGUUUGGCUUUCUCAUCAAGUAUUAUGCUUCUUGCAUGAUGUACGUUUCAACGUUCCUGAAACUACAUCUACUUCUUCUUCAUCGUUUGGCAGAAUGGAUUUCAAAAUCGAAACCAGGAAAAUUUCACUUCUGAUAUCUGAUGAAAGGUGGAGCUUCGGUGGGCCUCUGUUGGAGAUUCUGAUGAAGCAGUUUCUGCUAAGUGCUACUAUGACUGAAAAGAUGAUGGAAAGCUCAGUUGAUAGUGUCCUUGAGGUGAAUUAUAACAAUAUUCACAAGGUCUUGUGGGAGUCAUUUAUCGAGCCUUGGAACUUCGGGGUACACAUUGUCAGAAGAUAUGAUACAACAUCUAUUCUCAACAGCUCCAUUGUAACAGAUAUUAAUCUUGCAUCAUCAGCACAGCUUAACUUGAAUCUUACAGAAUCUCUUGUUGAGUGUGCUUGCAUGACAGCUGAGAUGGUUAAGGAUGCAUGGAAUCUCUUGCAACCAGAUGAGGGUCGAAGGUUUUCUGGCCCACAGCCAACUAGCAACAUGUAUGAAGGAAGAUAUGCCCCUUAUCUACUUGAGAAUUUGACAUCGUUGCCUCUGAUUUAUCAUGUUUCUCAAGGGUUUGGAACUAGCAAUGUAUCUGAUUCCUCAGUAAUGAUAGAUGGGAUAUCCGUGGAACCUGGUGCCUGCAUUCCUAUAUAUGUUAAUGAAACUCCAGAGGAGCAACUAUUUCGUUACAGACCUGCUCAAUCUUCAGACAGGCUCAGUGAUAAGGAAUCGACUGGAGUAUUGCACCACUUCAUGCGCGUUCAGCUUGAUGGAACUUCUAAGCCUUCUUCACCCGUUUCAAUGGAUCUAGUAGGGCAGACUUACUUUGAGGUUGACUUUUCAAAGACCUCAAAUAACUCCGAGAGAACUAUGGAUGACAAUGGUAGAGGCAAUGCAAAACAUGGUUUUGUUCUUCCUGUUGUGUUUGAUGUUUCAGUGAAGCGCUACAGCAAAUUGAUUCGAUUGUACUCAACGGUAAUUCUGUUCAAUGAAACAUCAGUUCCUCUGGAGUUACGGUUUGAUAUUCCUUUUGGACUAGCACCAAAGAUUCUGGAUCCAAUAUAUCCUGGUCGAGAGUUUCCACUGCCUUUGCAUUUAGCUGAAGCUGGUCGUAUGAGGUGGCGACCAAUUGGAGAUGCUUACUUGUGGAGUGAAGUAAAUGAACUUGCGAAUGUCAUAUCACAAGAGAGCAAGAUUGGGUUCCUCAGAUCUUCUGUUUGUUAUCCAUCUAACCCUAGCAGUAAUCCAUUUCGUUGCUGCAUAUCAGUUCGGCAUUUUAGAUUGCCUACAACUUGUGUACCAUGGAAAGGUUCACAUAUACAUGUUAACAGUUCAAGACAGUCUGGUGGCACUAUCUUGCACGAUGGGGAGAGUACAAAGAGAUUUGUUCACCAAGUUAUUCUAGGUACUCCAUUAACAGUGAACAACUAUCUUCCAGAUGUUGUAUCAUUGACAAUUGAGAGUGGCGGAAUUUCUAGUGCCGUGCCACUUACUGAGGAGAAAAUUUCAUUUCAUCACGUGGAUCCCUCACAUGAUGUCGGGAUGGAGCUGUAUUUGGGUGGAUUCCGGCCUUCAUCUUUGAAGUUUCCUAGUGUGGAAGCAUUCAGUGGAAUAUCCAAGUUCAGUGGAACAAAGUUCUCUUCAAUUGAAGCAUUUACGUUGGAACCUGAUUCUUCUAAUGGGCCUAUACAUGUAACGGUGGAAAAAAUCAUGGAUGCAUUCUCUGGCCAACGGGAAGUAUUUGUUUUUUCAACAUUCUUAUUAUAUAAUUGCACUGGUCUUCUUCUCAAUAUUGCGGAAGCUAGCACAGAAGUGAAAGGAAAUUUCUGCACUCUUCCAUCCUACAACAGAUCUUCUGAUCUGCCUGAAAAUGAGGGUUUUCAGAGCCAAAGGAAUAAUGUGGGCCUCUUAUCUGCCGACCUUGAUUCACAUUCUAAGUCCCAAAUGACAAAUCACCUUGUUGUGUAUAGAAAUAAUGUUGAUACACACAAGGGGAGACAUUAUAGGGAGCGUCUCAGUUCUGGCUUCCUGGAACAGCCUUCUGAACAAUCAAAGAAGCACGGGUUGUCUGGGAAGCGUACUUAUUCAAGUGGUGGAUCAGCAUCCAUGGUGUCUGAUGAGGCUGAUGUUGAAUUUGGUAGAGUCAAAGCUUGUAUGUUUUCCGCACGCAACGUUUCUUCCAUGAGUGAAGUGAUGGUCAGAGUUAGUCUGAACCUGCCUCAACAUGUAACUGGAGGCAUCUCAAAUUCUUCAUGGUCAGAACCAUUUCUUCUCGUCCCACCUAGUGGAUCAAGUACUAUUCUUGUUCCUCAAGUAUCAUCCAAUGGUGUACAUGUGAUAUCUGUAUCUUCUAGUAGUCUUACUGGGCCACUAACUGGAAGAUCACAAGCUAUCACUUUCCAGCCGAGAUAUGUUAUUAGCAAUGCUUGCCGGAAACCUAUAUGUUAUAAGCAGAAAGGAACAGAUUCUUUCCUUCUGUUGGCUAUCGGGCAGCAUUCAUGCCUUGACUGGACAGACAACACGAGGGAGCUGUUAGUGUCUAUACGUUUUAAUGAACCUGGAUGGGAGUGGUCAGGUGGAUUUUUGCCAGAUCAUUUAGGGGACACACAAGUCAAAAUGAGGAAUUAUGCUGGUGACCUAAAGAUGGUAAGGGUGGAGGUGCAGAAUACUGAUGUUUCCAUUGGGGAUGAAAAGAUCAUUGGAAGCGUCCGUGGAAAUUCCGGAACUAACCUAGUUCUGUUAUCCGAUGAUGACUCUGGGUUCAUGCCGUACAGAAUAGAUAAUUUCUCAAAGGAGAGGUUGCGUGUGUAUCAACAAAGGUGUGAAACAUCUGAUACUAUACUACAUCCAUAUGCAUCUUGUCUUUAUGCAUGGGAUGAGCCGUACUAUCCACAUCGUCUCGCAAUUGAGGUUCCUGGAGAACGUGUUGUUGGUCUGUACACUCUUGAUCUGAUGAAAGAACACGCUCCAUUGUACAUAAAGCCAGCUUCUGAGAAAACUGGAAGAACAUUACAUAUAUCUGUCCAUGCAGAGGGAGCAAUGAAGGUACUGAACAUCAUUGACUCGAGUUACCAUGUGCUAAAAGAUGUGGAAGGUCCAUCAGCUGCCAGUUUUCAACAAAAAAGUGAGCAGAAGCAUGGAACUUAUGUUGAUUAUGAGGAAAAGUUAUCGCUUGCUAUAUCUCAUAUUGGAAUAUCGCUCAUAAAUGGAGAUCCUCAGGAAUUACUUUUUGCUUGUGCGAAGAACAUCACCCUUGACCUGGUUCAAAGUCUGGAUCAACAAAAGAUAUCUUUUCAAAUCUCAUCGCUGCAAAUAGAUAAUCAGUUGGCAACAACCCCAUAUCCUGUGAUCUUGUCUUUCAAUCAAGAGAAUAGAAGCAGCAUGGCUAGCCAGAGAGUAAAGGAUGAUAAUGCGGGUUCUAAAGGUGAUGGAGGAUUGCAAAUGGCUUCAGGCAGUUUUUUUGAACCGGUGCUCCACCUGGCUGUUACAAUCUGGAGGAAGAAAGACGUCUCCUUGCUUUCAUUCGAGUGUAUAAGUUUGAGAGUAGCAGAUUUCCACCUGGAACUUGAGCAAGAAGUUAUAUUAAGCCUGCUUGACUUCUUCAAGGCUGUCUCUGCAAGGUCUCGGAGUAAAGUAUUGCCAUCUUCAGAUCCUGCACAUAUUCCUUUGCUUUUUGAUGCUGGCAAUAGACGUGAUUGGGUUGAUAAUUAUGCCAUACCAAGAGAAGAAAAUCAUCGAGUUAAGCAUGCUGCCAAACAAAAGAGGAAUAUAGGCUAUGGAUCUCUUCCAUCAGUAGUUCCAAUUGGAGCUCCUUGGCAAAAGAUUUUCCUACUGGCCGGGAAGCAGCAGAAGAUCUACGUGGAGUUGUUUGAUCUUUCUCCCAUCAAGUUCACUUUGAGCUUUUCUAGUUCUCCGUGGAUUCUUAGGAACGGUAUUCUUACAUCUGGAGAAUCUCUUAUCCAUAAACGUCUUAUGGCUGUUGCUGAUGUUGAGGGAGCUCGGAUCAGUCUCAAACAGUUGACUAUUGCACAUCAGAUGGCUAGCUUAGAAUCAAUGAGGGACAUCAUCGUUAGACAUUACACUCGCCAACUUCUUCACGAGAUAUACAAGGUGUUUGGUUCUGCUGGGGUUAUAGGCAAUCCCAUGGGCGUUGCUAGGAGUUUAGGACUUGGUGUCAGAGAUUUCCUAUCUGUUCCUGCCAGAAGUGUUCUCCAGAGCCCCACUGGGCUUAUUACAGGCAUGGCACAAGGCACUGGUAGUCUGGUGAGUAACACCGUGUAUGCUCUAAGUGAUGCUGCCACACAGUUUAGUAAAGCUGCACACAAGGGAAUUGUUGCAUUCACCUUUGACGAGCAAGCUGUUGCUAGGAUGGAAAAGCAACAGAAAGGUGCGCCUUCCCAGAGUAAAGGUGUAAUAAGUGAAGUCCUUGAGGGACUGACUGGUCUCCUUCAGUCUCCAAUUAGAGAAGCUGAGAAGCAUGGUCUUCCAGGUGUCUUCUCAGGUCUCGCACUGGGAAUAUCAGGACUCGUGGCUAAACCAGCAGCUAGUCUUCUUGAGGUCACAGGGAAAACAGCACAAAGCAUAAGAAAUCGAAGCCGGCUAUACCAUCAACGCUACAGAGUUCGCUUCCCAAGACCUCUAAGUCCACAACUUCCCUUAAGGCCUUACUGUUUGGAAGAAGCCAUUGGGACAUCAGUGCUCUCAUGUGCUGCUGACGAUUCCGUGAAACUCAAGGACGAGGUGUUAGUAAUGUGCAGACCACUCAGAGAAGCUGGUAAAUAUGCCGUUCUCACUGAGAGACUGGUGCUAAAAGCCUACUCUUCCAGCUUGGUUGACUUAGGAACCCAAAACUUCCGUGGGGUGCCCAUGGAUCCGAACUGGAUUGUCGAGUCGGAAAUCAGUCUGGAUAGUGUGAUCCACGCAGAUACUGCGGAUGGCGUGGUGCACAUUGUUGGGAGCAGCACGGAUGCUUUGGUUAGGCAGAAUCAGCUACAGUUUAAAAGAGGCAGCGACUCGAAGGCGAGGCAGUGGACAAACCCUUCCACUCCGCUCCCGCUGUUCCAGACUAACCUGGAACUGCCGACGGAGAACGAUGCGCAAGACUUCUUGCGAGUUCUAAUGUCAACGAUUGAAGAGGCGAAAGGCAAGAGACAAGGCAUUGGGCGUGUGCUACAUAGAAGUAAUAUCAUGUAG
Messenger RNA from Linum trigynum, 10449 nucleotides. Lineage: Eukaryota; Viridiplantae; Streptophyta; Magnoliopsida; Malpighiales; Linaceae. The record is from the annotation of a GenBank genome assembly.